GAAGUGCUGAACGAAAAAUUUGGAAAGUUAAAGAUGAUGAUAAACAAGUAGCUGGUUAUAUAAAACAAGCACAUUCAUUUUAUGUUGCUUGGGUUCGAAAUGCUGGUCAUAUGGUACCAGCCGAUCAACCAAGAGCUGCAUUUGAUCUUAUUGAUCGAUUUGUAUCAGCUUAA
Rotaria sp. Silwood2 is the source of this 173-nucleotide messenger RNA. The record is from the annotation of a GenBank genome assembly. Lineage: Eukaryota; Metazoa; Rotifera; Eurotatoria; Philodinida; Philodinidae.